This is a messenger RNA of Pocillopora meandrina, 843 nucleotides long. Lineage: Eukaryota; Metazoa; Cnidaria; Anthozoa; Scleractinia; Pocilloporidae. The record is from the annotation of a GenBank genome assembly.
UACCUCACAAACAAUGUUUACGACAAUCUGGUCGCUGUUGCCUGUAUCAAUUUUGUCUCGGCGAUCACCGUCUCCUUAUCCAACGCGCUAAUCGUCGCAGUCAUAGCGUUUAAACCGCAGUUAAGAACAUGUUACAACAUCCUCUUGGCAAAUUUGGCGUGGUCUGAUUUACUGGUCGGCCUGCUCGUUCAACCCUUGUUCGUGACGUCAGAAAUUAGGCAUGUUCUUAAUCUCGGUCCAUUUUGUAAGUUCGAUACCAUAUCAAGGAUAGGAGGCAUUUGGAUCUUCAUGGCAUCAUUUGGCCAAAUCGUUUUAAUCAGCAUGGAACGCUAUAUUUUUAUCAAGCUUCCUCUGAGAUACGAAGAAAUCGUCACAAAAAGGAGAGUAACUGCAGGUGUAAUAACGGCCUGGGCUGUUCCAACAGUCCUAGUAACUACAAUGAUCACCCUGGUCUCCACAACUGGCGAGUCAGAUAUGUACUCGACGCUGCUGACUGCCUCUGACCUGCUACUGAGUUUUAUCUUUCUUGUAUACAUUACUGUUAUUAUAUGUGUCAACAUAUCUAUCUUCUUGCAAGCUCGAAACCACAGGCGCCGCCUACGCUGUGAGCAGUUACCCGACGAAGAAGCCCAACGACUUUGUAGGAGCAACAAGGCAGCCAAAACCCUGAGAAUCAUUUUAGCAGCUCUGAUGUUUUCAUAUCUGCCUGUAACCGUGUUUUUUUGUUCCGCUUCGUUUUUAGAUGACUUAGCAGAGCCUCGCGUUUUGUACGUUGUUUCAUCAUGGUGCUUCACUUUCCUUUCGCUAGGCUCACUAUUCAACCCGCUGAUUUACUGCUGGCGA